Molecule: messenger RNA, 504 nt
Organism: Ostreococcus lucimarinus CCE9901
Lineage: Eukaryota; Viridiplantae; Chlorophyta; Mamiellophyceae; Mamiellales; Bathycoccaceae
Exons: 1
Source: RefSeq, a predicted model, not a curated record
GCAUUUUUGUUUGAUUUGGACGGUACUCUUGUGGACACCACGGAUGCCUACGUCGCGGCUUGGCGCGAGAUCCUCGCUCCGAUGGGCGCGUUUGUCGACGAAGAAUUCUUCCUCAAACACAUCAGCGGACAAUCUGACGCCCAAGUCGCGCAGCGUUUCAAGCUGCAGAUUUCGUCAGAGCAGAAAGACGAAGCGUUCUUGCGAUACAUCGAAAAGACCAAAGAAAUUCCAGGCGCGGUGGAAUUUGUGCAAAAGUGUCGUGCGCUCGGACCAGUGUCCGUAGUGACUAAUUCCAACAGAACCGCCGCCAAAGCUUUGUUGAAACAUCUUGCAUUGGAUGAUUUACCGCUUAUUUCCGCGAGUGACGUGAGAUUUGGUAAACCAAACGCGGAGCCGUACUUGAAAGCGGCGAGAAGACUUGGAGUCUCGAUCGGAAACUCCAUUGUCUUCGAGGACUCUCGAUGCGGUUUGAUUUCCGGACGCGCAGCGGGAUGCCAAUACGUC